Messenger RNA from Varroa destructor (honeybee mite), 1850 nucleotides. It is a transcript of the gene Arf1, whose product is annotated as ADP-ribosylation factor 1. Gene Ontology annotation, molecular function: GTPase activity; GTP binding. Lineage: Eukaryota; Metazoa; Arthropoda; Arachnida; Mesostigmata; Varroidae. The record is from RefSeq and is a predicted model, not a curated record.
UGUACCGCCUUUCUGCCAUUCGUAUCAAUCACCCUGCUGCUCUGUUGUUGCCGCUAGUACUACUGUCUAUCUGCGGGCGUUGCUGAUGGGGGCUUGCUAUUUUUCGGCCGGGCCCACUGGUCACCACUGCCUUGACCGGCUUCGAAUCUGACUCCAACAUGCCCGCUAGCCUCACGCCCAGCCUUGCGAACUUGCUCAUGCGACGCCAAUAGCUGGAUAGUAGACGACUGCAGGCAACCUGCGACGGUAUCUCGCUAGCCGCAUCAAAUCGUAGCUGCGGUAUCUUAUGUGGGGGCGGUUGCAGUGACGUGUGCCGCUGUGCUAGUUACACUUUAUUGAAUGGUCGCUCGGCGGGUCUGUUAGUCGGUUGAUGGCGGAUAGAGUUACGUGUACCUCUGUGUGAGUGGGCCCUGCCAUCGUGAUCCGUUUAUAGCCUACUCCGCCGGCAAGAUGGGCAACGUCUUCGCCAACCUGUUCAAGGGCCUUUUUGGCAAGAAGGAGAUGAGGAUUCUCAUGGUCGGGCUUGAUGCCGCUGGUAAAACGACUAUCUUAUACAAGUUAAAACUGGGCGAAAUUGUAACCACCAUUCCAACCAUAGGAUUCAACGUUGAGACUGUCGAGUACAAGAACAUCUCGUUUACCGUGUGGGACGUUGGUGGCCAGGACAAGAUUCGGCCAUUGUGGAGACACUAUUUUCAGAACACUCAAGGUCUCAUCUUCGUCGUGGAUUCAAAUGACAGAGAAAGAAUAGGUGAGGCAAAAGAAGAACUAAUGCGAAUGUUGGCCGAAGACGAACUCCGAGAUGCCGUCUUACUGAUUUUUGCCAACAAACAAGAUCUUCCCAACGCCAUGAAUGCAGCUGAGAUCACUGACAAGCUUGGUCUGCAUUCGCUGCGCAACCGGAAUUGGUAUAUUCAGGCGACGUGUGCCACUUCGGGAGACGGCCUUUACGAGGGCCUGGACUGGCUCUCGAACCAGCUCAAAAAUCAGAAGUGAGAGCGUUGUUAAGUGGCUUCAGGACGCCCCGCACCAAUCAACUAGCGAGAACGAGAGGACAAGAGAGAAUGGUAUCGAUCAUCAUUAUCAUGAUCAUCAUUAUCAACAACAAAACAGCAGCAGCAGCAACAACACUGAAAGACAACUCUAUAAUCUAUCCGAGGGAGAGAGAGCAGGAAAGGAAGAAAGAGAGCCAGAAAGAGAGAAAGAGAUAGAAAGUGAUGUAAGAGUGUGUGCAUCAUUCGCUUCCUCCCUCUACUAUAUAUAGAUACACAAUGGAAGUGAACGCAGAAAAGUGGUAGGAGUGGAGAAAAAGAAGUUCGGUGUUCAUCAGUACGGCGGCAGUGUAUUUGUGUAUCUGUUUGUACACACGAGAGUAACAGUAGUAGACAAUAACCAUUAACUAUCCAUUCGCUCUCCUUCCCUCGCCGCACCUAAUGAAGGCUUCUGUUUUUCUCCAGCCGAGCCGGCUGCGUCACGGUGACGUGAGGAAAAGUACAGAACUGGUUGAAAUGUAAGGACGACGAUUAUGGCGAUGAUGAUGGUAACGAUGAUGACGAUGAUGAUGACGAAAAUAUGAUUAUAACAUGAUGUGUAUAACAUUAUAAUGGGUUUAGAGCUGGUAGCCUUAGUUAGAGUAAUAAAACGUAGGGGAUGGUCAAGUAUAAAGAAUUAAGCAAUGGAGAAAGGUGGCGGGAAAAACUACGUUGGGCCGGGCGGAUACGAAAAAAAAUUAGGUAUAGUAAAAAUACGAUGGGCAAAGCAAAACGAGCGAAAGAAAAGUAGAGAGAAAGAAUGAAGGCACUGGAAGAAAAACCCAGGAAAACUAUAAAUAUAGGUAGAUAUGGAAUAGG